Messenger RNA from Choloepus didactylus (southern two-toed sloth), 3746 nucleotides. RefSeq names its product armadillo repeat containing 5 (gene ARMC5). Gene Ontology annotation, biological process: anatomical structure morphogenesis. The transcript has 6 exons. The record is from RefSeq and is a predicted model, not a curated record. Bases 620 to 3460 code for a protein of 946 amino acids. Gene Ontology annotation, molecular function: protein binding. NCBI's taxonomy places the organism in Eukaryota, Metazoa, Chordata, Mammalia, Pilosa, Megalonychidae. Gene Ontology annotation, cellular component: cytosol.
GCGGUGGCGAACGGUCUCGGUGAGUUUAACUCUCUCAUUCACCUGGCCGAGCGAGAACUUCUCGUCUGUGGCCGCUGUCAGGAACUUGACACUUUCGGCCUGGCUCGGGGUCCUCGGAGUUCGUCAGCCCGGACUUCGGGGUCCCGGGCACUGCUGGGGGCGGCGAAGCAAGCCUGAAGUAGGGAAGGUGGUCGCUGCCGAGGACAUGCCGGGAGCGGAGUAGCCGUGUCAUCCAGAGCAGCACGGUACAGAGACUCCAUGGUUGAAUGUCUGGGUUCUCCAGAGGCAUCGGCCCAGUUGGAGUCCCCUGGGAGAGUUUUCCGUCCGUCCUAAACUAAGCCGAAGCUUGGCGCGGACUACAAAUCCCAGCACGCACUGCACGGAUCUCUUGAGCUUGCACAAAGACUUAGACAACCGUCACUCCCGACGCGCCUUCUGCGACUCUGCAGGAAUCAGAGUUCCGGGACCAAAAACUACAACUUCCGACUUGCAUGUCAACAGCAGCUGCGCCAGUUAAAAAGCGUCAGAGAGGAGGUGCCUGGCCCGCCUCUCUCUACCAGUUCCGCUCCUCUCAGACUGGCGGUGAGAAAGCGGGGCGGAGCGUCAGGUCCGAGCCAAGAUGGCGGCUGCGAAGCCAACCCCUACGGAGUCGCUCUCGUUCUGCCUCGCGCAGCUCACGGCGGCGGCCGGGGAGGGUCUGGGUGGGGAAAAGGAUACAGCUACCAACGAGACACCCCUGGGCCGUGCGCUCUUAUCCCUCCGCACGCGUCACGUCAAGGCAGCGGGGGGAAUCGAGCGCUUCCGGGCACGCGGCGGGCUCCGCCCCCUUCUCGGGCUGCUACGGCGAGCAGCUGCAGCGGGCCCCGCCCCGCCUCAGGAAGGCUCCGGCUCCGCCCCCUCGACGGUCUCGUCAACGGUUUCUGCUGCUCCCACCCCCACAUCGGGCUCCGCCCCCUCCGCUGCGUCGUCGUCGACGUCUUCGCCGCCAGUGCGCCUGCGCAAGACUCUGGACUUGGCCCUUAGCAUCCUUGCCAACUGCUGUACGGAAGGGGCGUGCCGGGAUGAGGUGCGCAGACUCGGAGGCAUUCUCCCUUUGGUGACCAUUCUUCAAUGUGUGAAGACAGACAGCAUCCAGAACCGAACAGCCCGUGCCCUGGGUAACUUAGCCAUGGAACCUGAAAGCUGUGGGGACAUUCACUCUGCUGGCGCUGUCCCCCUGCUUGUCGAGAGCCUGACGGCCUGCCAGGACUCGCAGUGCCUGCAGAGUGUGGUGCGCGCCCUCCGCAACCUGGCGGACUCGCCCCAGCACCGCCUGGCCCUGGCACAGCAGGGAGCAGUGCGCCCGCUGGCUGAACUCCUGGCCGCCGCCCCAGACCCUGCACUGACCUCGGCCCUAGUCCGUGCCCUCCUGGAACUGAGCCGAGGUUGCUCUCGGGCCUGUGCAGAGCAGCUAAGUCUGGGUGGGGGGCUGGGCCCACUCGUCAGCCUGGCCUCCCACCCCAAACGGGCAGUGCGUGAGGCCACCAUCCUGACCCUCGCCAACCUGUGUGCCCAGGGCCUGGUACGGCCUGCACUGGGCAAUGCUGGUGGCGUGGAGGUGCUACUAGGUGAGCUCCGGCAGCGCCGGGGCCCUGGAGGGGCCAGCCCAGCCUCCCAGCAGCCCCUGGUGCGGGCUGUGUGCUUGCUCUGCCGGGAAGCCAUCAACCGGGCCCGGCUGCGGGAUGCCGGUGGUCUGGAGCUGCUGAUGGGCCUGCUACGGGACCCUCGUGCCAGUGCUUGGCACCCUCGUGUCGUGGCUGCCCUGGUGGGCUUUCUCUAUGAUACUGGGGCCCUGGGCCGGCUACAGGCUCUGGGGCUUGUGCCCCUCCUGGCUGGGCAGCUAUGUGGUGAGGCUGGUGAUGAGGAGGAAGAAGGAAGAGAAGCUGCUUCCUGGGAUUUCCCUGAAGAGCGGACCCCUGAACGGGCAGAGGCUGGAAGCUUCAGAAGCCUCAGGUCGUGGCUGAUCUCUGAGGGCUAUGCUGCAGGCCCCGGAGACAUCUCUCCCGACUGGUCCCCCGAGCGCUGCCCGCUGCCGGAGCCCUCCGAGCCAGCCAGCCCCGCCCCAGGCGUGACCUCCCUGCAGACACCACGCACCCCACGCACCUCACGCACCCCAGGCACCCCAGGCCGUAGCCCUGGUGCUGCUCCCGAGGAGCCUUGGGGCCACGAGGGGCCGGCGCUGCUGCUGCUCUCACGCUUCUCCCAAGCUCCAGACCCCAGCGGGGCUCUGGUGACCGGCCCGGCGCUGCGUGGCCUGCUAGCCUACGUGACGGGCGCGCCAGGCCCACCGAGCCCCCGCGCGCUGCGCAUCCUGGCGCGCCUCACCUGCAACCCUGCCUGCCUCGAGGCCUUCGUGCGCAGCUACGGCGCCGCGCUCCUGCGCUCCUGGCUUGUGCUCGGCGUCGCGCCCGACGACUGGCCCACACCGCGUGCCCGGCCCGCCCGCCGCAGCCAGCACCGAGAGCUGGGUGAGAUGCUGCUGCAGAACCUGACUGUACAGGCUGAAUCACCCUUUGGGGUGGGUGCCCUCACCCACCUGCUGCUCUCUGGGAGCCCUGAGGACCGUGUGGCCUGUGCACUGACUCUGCCCUUCAUCUGCCGGAAGCCCGCUCUGUGGCGUCGGCUACUUCUGGACCAGGGCGGCCUCCGUCUUCUCCUCAGAGCACUAACCCGGCCAGCCCCACAUCCACUCUUCCUCUUCUUUGCUGCGGACUCCCUUUCCUGCCUCCAAGCGCUGGUGUCUCCCACUGUGAGCCUAGCCCUCCCACCUGCAAUAUCUCUGGACCAAGAUCUGGCCUCCCCUUGCCUCUAUGAACCUCUACUGGGCUCGGCCCCCACCCCAGCCCCUGACCUGCACUUCCUGCUGGACUCAGGCCUACGGCUUCCUGCCCGGCGGGCUGCCUCAGCUACCGCCUCCCCAUUCUUCCGGGCCCUGCUAGCUGGCAGCUUUGCUGAAGCCCAAAUGGACCUGGUACCACUUCGAGGCCUGUCACCCAGUGCAGCCUGGCCUGUUCUGCAUCAUUUGCAUGGCUGCCGGGGCUGCGGGGCUGCCCUGGGUCCUGUGCCUCCACCGGGCCAGCCCCUGCUGGGCUCAGAAGCUGAAGAAGCCCUGGAGGCUGCAGGCCGUUUCCUGCUGCCCCAGCUGGAGGAGGAGCUGGAGGAGGCUGUGGGCCGUAUCCAUCUGGGGCCCCAGGGAGGCCCCGAGUCAGUGGGUGAGGUGUUCCGCCUGGGCCGGCCCCGGCUGGCUGCCCACUGUGCCCGCUGGACCCUGGGGCCGGGGCAGUGUCCACGGAAACGGGCCCUGGCCCUGGUGGGCCUUGUGGAGGCGGCAGGUGAAGAGGUAGGGCCUUUGGCUGAGGCUUUACUGGCUGUGGUGAUGGGAGUUGAGGCAUGGGGCAAGGGUCCCAAUCUAGACUGUUGAUGCUCCCUGGGAGGGAACCCAAGGACAAGUCAGUGAUGAGAAUAGCCUCCGUCAGAGUGGUGGCAGUGAAGGGCUCCUGAUAUGGGAGAAGGCUGGGCAAUAGGAGUUGCUGUCGAGGACCAAAGAGAGGAUAGAACCAGACCCUAGGAUGAUGGUGCAAAGACCCAGGAGUAAGAAACCAAGGCCAGGGCUUGGCCCUGUGGCUCAAGAGAUGGAGAGAGGUACAGGGCCCCAGGCACCGGCCUUGUCCAGCCCUCUGGAAUUGAGAUUAAAGUCUGGAAUUGGA